AUGAAAUCCGGUCAUCCCCCUGUCGUACCUACCCUUUAUACAUCCAGUCAACGUCAGAAUGCCUUCAGCGGUACCUCCAACGUUAUGAUGGGAUCGGACCAUGCGACUAUCCCUCCCUCCCCUGGAGUUCCCGUCCCUGGCUUCGAGGCGCUCACCAUGGGUACUACAUCCAAACGGGAUUUGCCAUCCCGCAACCGCAAGAACAAGGGCAAGGAAAACGCACAAACAGGUGCCGGCGUCAAGAAGCAGGUUAAGAAGAGAUCAGAUAACACCAUGGCGAAGCUUGUGGAUGCUGGUUUCAUUGAGAAGGUUGGUACCAGUGGCCAGAGGCCUUUCCGAUUCAUGGAUCUCCCUGGUGAACUCAGAAACGAGGUCUAUAUGCAUACCCACGGUCGUCCCAAACAGGCUCUUUUGGUAUACCGUCCGCGCAUUGCCUCUUUGCGUCCACGGACUCGUCUAGAUCGCGGGCGUACUCUGGCAUCCGACCUCGCAGGACAAGUGCAAGAUGAAGAGAUAUUGAGUGCCUGCAACAAGUCUGGUCGUUCAGCUAAGUCCAAAGUCAAGACCGAACUUCGCGAGACCAAUCGCCCUUUUUGGGGUCUUACCCAAGUUUGCCAGCAGGUCAGGAUUGAGUACCGCCCGAUUUACAUGGCGACACAAGAGAUCGGCAUGGACCUCGCCGAGAUCGUAGACUACCUGCAGACGUUUUACCCCACCGCCACUGACGUUGUCUCCCAGCUUGAACCCCCUGGAACACGCCAGAACGAUGCGCCGUUCGUUGGGAACCUUACGAUCGCCGUAAGUGACAAAGUCAACGAUCUGGAGCGCGCUGUAGACGGAAUCGAGGUCUUUCCCCUUCUUGACAUCUGGGCCAACAGCCUCAAGAUCGAAGCUGGGUUCGGGCGCUAUCUCAAGGCCAACUACGUUCCUGAGACUGAUGGUGAAGCCAAGGAUCUCUACCGCCUCUUCGGCCGUCGCGUUCUCAAAAAUCGCUCUUGCUCAGGCAUGAAUAACCUCUGGCGCUCCAUCCUUCGCAGCGGGUCUCUUGCCUCGGUCCGCAUCCACCGGAAGCCAGCUUCGCAUGGCGCUGCCGCCGUUUCCACCAUGGCGGUUGUUGGAGCCCAGCCUCCUUUGUCUGCUGUAACCAAGCCCUACCUUCACAUCAUCUUCAAGCAGGAUGCUGCUGAGCCAUGGAUGACCAAGUUUGAGUCUGCCGUCCCCAAGAUGCCUAUUGAUUGGCUCGCCGAGCGCGGUUUUGGUGCCAUGGAGUACUUCGAGGUCAAGGUUGGUGUUGAGCAGGAUGCCUAA
Messenger RNA from Alternaria atra, 1308 nucleotides. RefSeq lists its product as uncharacterized. The record is from RefSeq and is a predicted model, not a curated record. Lineage: Eukaryota; Fungi; Ascomycota; Dothideomycetes; Pleosporales; Pleosporaceae. The transcript has 3 exons. Bases 1 to 1308 code for a protein of 435 amino acids.